Varroa destructor (honeybee mite) is the source of this 3180-nucleotide messenger RNA. RefSeq names its product G1/S-specific cyclin-D3-like. NCBI's taxonomy places the organism in Eukaryota, Metazoa, Arthropoda, Arachnida, Mesostigmata, Varroidae. The record is from RefSeq and is a predicted model, not a curated record.
GCUGCCACUAGGGAACAGGACACUGCGUUUGACGCAUGGAGUGCGUGGCGCGUCACGAACACGGCAACCACCAGCUACCCCUUUAAAGUUGCAUACAAACGGGUAGGCACGUCCUCGAAGACCAAACGGUGGCAAUGGCACAGAUACCAGUUCGAGCCUGAAAGUAAUUCGUGCUCGACGAGCAAGCAGCCGUAAUAUUAAUAGGUUGACGAUAUCAAGCGCCAACUACGCGGGCAAACGGCCAAUGUGCACAAACGUAUUGAGAGGGUUUCGAAAUGAAGAUAUCCAUGUUCUAAAAAAUGUUUGUGACCCUGAUCGAACAGUCCCCACAGUGUGUUUUGAUUUCCAUCGAACACCUAGUGUGGCUAGUUAACAAGUGUUAAAGAAGUUCUAGAAAGUUAACUUAAGUGAAACUUGUGGCCAAGACUACACAGUAACUGCGACAAGCCAGAGGAAACGACUGAUUAUUUCGUGUUGCUCGUCUGUGCAGUUAUAGUAAAUAAUAAUAUAGAGAUAAGACAGGAUAACAGGUAAACCUUGAAACUUAGCGGGAAACAGAGAGAGAAUCGUUUGAAAAAACAGGGAAACGACAACGCUAUGGAGCUCUAUUGCGCGGAGAGCUUCGACAGUAGUUGGAACAAUCCCGGCACAGCCCUGCUGGCACCGAGGGAUCGCGCCGUCGCGCCUUCAACAGCUAUCGGCAAUAUGCUCUUCAUCGAGGAUAAAUACUCCGUAUCGCAAGACUACUUCAUGACGGUACAAUCGGAGGUGCGGCCGCACAUGAGGAAAGUUCUUGCCGUAUGGAUGAUUGAGGUAACCGAGGAAGAACAGUGUGAAGAUUCGGUGUUUUGUCUGGCAAUGAACCUGGUUGACCGCUUUCUUUCGCGAGUCGACGUGAAGAAAGCCCAACUGCAACUCCUUGGAUGUGUGUGUCUUCUGCUGGCCUCGAAGAUGCGGCAAUCUCGCCCGCUUACGGUGGACCGACUCGUCUACUUCAGUGAUUUCUCUAUUUCCGCCAGCGACAUUCGGGCAUGGGAGUUGGUGGUUCUGAAUACACUUGAAUGGAACGCCGAAAACGUGUUAGCGUGUGACUACUUCUCUCCCCUAUUCGAACAUUUACUGAAGUCUUCGCGCGCAAUAGAGGAAGCUCGCAAGCGAGCGUCGGGCAUUCACGCGAUGCUCUCUAUCGAAUCAAGUUUUAUACAUUACGCCGCCUCACUAUUGGCGGCCGCAUGCGUUGCUGCUGCUGUCAAAGGGUUUCACUGGUCACGGAGUCUCAUCUACCCGGCUCAUCACCAUGACGAAAUGAUACUAAGCUUGUCGCAGCUUACAACCCAGAAACCCGAGAGGAUCGUUCGCUGUUUGAUGGAUAUUGACAUGUUGGCGACCGCUUCGAGUUACCAGUGUUCGAAUAUGGCGCCCAAAGCAUCUCCCCCGAAGGCGUCGGGUGGACUAUCGCCAUCUAGCGGUGGUUUUACCACCGCUUCGGCUGAUGGUGCUACAGCAACCAAAUCCGUUGAUUGUACAACUCCUACCAAUACAGAGCCUGGACAUAAGUUCCAGCCCGAAACUCCAACUGACGUACAAGAUGUCGACUUUUAAACCUAGAGAUUCAGCUACGUCGGAAUCGACCGGGCAAGACCAGGAUAUUUUAUUGCGAAGUGAAGCUACACCUAACACUCAAGGGACACAAAAUCAAAGGCAACUUCUCUCAUAAUACCGGUUGAAUCUCCAAAGACGCCAAUUUAUAGGAUCUGCAAUGCCAACAAACCAGUUUCGGAGUUUUUAUGGAUUUCGUCAUCAACUUCACAGACAUCAGUAAAGAAAGUUGUGAUUUGGUCGAUAAGCCACGUCAUACGACGAAAUUACUGUCCGCCAAUUUAGACAGCUCAAGAUAUUAAGACGUAGAAGCGGAAAUUAUGUCUGAUUGGAUCGAUGGAAAAGGUCCAUUGUUUUUGAACAGCUAUGAAAAGUUGUUUAGAAGAAAAUUAUUUUAAAUAGACUAAACUAUCUCAUAAUUUUUUCCUGUAAAUUACGAUCAGUAAGAAAUGACUCAGUAAAUUAAGCAAUUGAGCCAUUAAAAAAUUGAUUCUGAAGUAGCGUCUUAUUAUCUACCAAACACAAAUGAUUGCUCAAAAAGCUUUCCUCAGCAAAACAAUUUUUUUUUAGGCGAAUUCUCUUGAAAAGGUCUUCGUUUUUUGUCAACAAGACAAUGCGAGUAGUGAUGACAGUCGAAAAAAUGCAGUAUUAUUUUUAUAACUAUUUAAAAUUAAAUAUCAUCCUUAACUAUAAUUAUUAUCAGUGAAGUGUUUUUACACAUUAAUUGAUGUAAAGGAGAGACUAUGAUGAAGAGGUAAUAUAUUCUCUAUUCUGUAACGAGCAAAAUGUUAGAAGUAUCAGAAAAUCGCUAUGUUUAUUAUUAUUAUUAUUAUUAUACACUGUUGUGACCCUGAACCGUAAUAACUAUAAUAUGGAGAUACCUAUAAACCUAUUUUGUACCUACCCACAUGUUAACAUCCACGUUGUAGGACAACGUUCGGUCCUGCGGGAGACCUAUGUAUGGUACAAGUGUAGAGUGAUCCAGCGAGCCAUUGCCAUUUGUCGAACAUAACGGAGAAGCAAAUAAGCGAACAAACGAAAGAAAAUAUAUAAUGAGAAAAAAAGUAUUAUGAGUUGUGGUCAGGAUGCGUUUCUUGAUACGAUUGUUAAUAAUACCAUGACAUGUCUAUUGUACUGUGUUAUUCACGGUUAACUAGAUAGAACGUUGACAAAUUAGAAACACAGCUGUUCUGCUAGACACGUGUACCCAAGAUCAUCGUUACUUUCAUCGCUAGCAUUAUCCGUCUGUAGACACCCCCAUCUGUUUAACUACGCAAAUGGAGUUUGGCCCAUUUUUGUACAUGUGAAAUCUAUUGUCACAGUAUAAAAUGUCCUCUGUGUAUACGACAGAAGUGCUACAUGCUCGUAGAUUCGAUACUAAUUGCCUCCUGUGCUUCGGUGGACACCUGAAGGAGGCGUCUACGCUCAGGAGAACCCACAUCCGCAUUAUCUAGAGACUAUAUUUAUUUUCCGCGCGUGUGUGAACAUUAUUGAAGAGAUGCCCCGUGAAUGUGCGCAAACAUUGCCAAUAAUAUACACAGUACAAACAAAUGAAAAAGGAACGCCAUCGGUGACCACGAU